This is a messenger RNA of Effrenium voratum, 1546 nucleotides long. NCBI's taxonomy places the organism in Eukaryota, Dinophyceae, Suessiales, Symbiodiniaceae. The record is from the annotation of a GenBank genome assembly.
AGUUUUGCAAAAGCCUCAAGUCUUAGCUAGCAUGCUCUAGCUUAGUUCAAACGAUGGGUUCUGAGGUGGAGUCCAUUAUUCAAGCGAUGGGUUCUGAGGUGGAAUCCAUUCAAGUUCGACUGGUCGAAGUGCCCUUGGCCCAGCAAUACCGCCUUGCUUAUGCCGUGUUGGAACGCAAGACCUUCGUGGUGGUCAAGUUGAUCGCUCGUGAUGGGACGAUAGGCUGGGGUGAAGCAGCUCCUUUGCCUCCUUUGACUGAUGAGAGUGUCCAGACAGUUCUGGAUGUGAUUCGGGUAUAUCUGUCACCUGUGAUUCUGGGACAGUCAGCAUUGGACGUGAAUCGUCUCAACUCGGACAUGGAUAAAGCCAUUCCCGGCCACUUGAUGGCGAAAGGGGCACUGGACAUGGCGCUCUGGGAUCUGGUUGGGCACAGCUUGAAUCAGCCCAUCCAUCGUCUGUUGGGAGGGGCUUUGCACCAUCGAUUCCCCCUUCUCUGGCCCAUUGGCAGUGUUUCUGUGCAGGAAACAGUGCAGACGAUGGUGGAGAAGAGCAAGCUUGGUUUCAAGACCUUCAUGAUCAAAGUUGCCCCCGACCCGCUCGCCAAUCAAGUUGACUUAAAGAUGCAGAUCCAACGAAUUCAUGCCAUUCGUCGCCAGUUUCAGUUUCCAGAGUUUCGAUUGAAUGUGGACGCGAAUCAGUGUCUGAACCUGGGCCAAGCCCUUCGAUUGGCUGAGGAACUGUCCAAACUGGAUGUGGAUUUCUUGGAACAACCUUUGCCUCGUGCUCAAGACUCAUGGGCUUUGCCUCGUUUGAAAGCAGCAUGUCCAGGUCUUGCUCUCUCAGCUGAUGAAAGCCUUCGUUCCCUUGACGAUGUGGCAGCUCUGGCGUCUGCACAUGCGUACGACGUCUUCUCGAUCAAGGUGUCCAAGAAUGGGGGCAUUUCUCGCGCCAGAGACAUGAUGGCUGUGGCCAAAGCCCAUGGCGUUGCGGUGUUGGCCAACUCCAUGGUCGAGCUGGGCCUCUCCCAGGCGGCUGGGCUUCAAUUGGCCGCAACGUGUCCGAACCUGGUCCCUGGGGGCCAAUGCUUCAUGAGCACCUUGCGAAUGGCAUGUGAUAUCACCAAUUUCAGCGACUAUAUCAAGAAUGGAGAAGUGGAAGUGCCUGGAAAGCCUGGGUUGGGGGUGGACGUGCUUGAAGAUCGGUUGGAUGAGCUGACCAUUCACGUGGAGCAGUUUAGCUGCUAGCUGCUUCGCGGACGCUGCGCGUCUGCAACCUCCCUGUUCCUCACGCCAGAAUUUUGCCGCCCUUCGGGGCAAGGUUUUUGUCUGGCCCACCUUCGAACUUCAAAGGGUGGUCCCCAGAUUUUUGCGCAAGUCCGAAUGUCUUCGGGCCUGCCUUGCAUUGCGCGUUUCCCCACCUUCAAAGAAUGAUGUUCCGAAACUGGAAUAUCCUCGGGCCUGUUGCGUUCCGCUUUCACCUCGCGAAGCGAGGGAGGAGGCGUGAGCCGAAGAAUGAAUAGGUGAGAGCAAGCUCCACGACGAGCAUA